UUCGGACGCGAACACAUGGCUCUGACUGGGAUAACCUACCUGAAGGCCAUGUACUCAUCAGAAUGUCGGCUGCGCUUGUCGAAGUGAUCAAGGAAGCUGGGUAUAGCGAGAUGUACGGCGUUGAGCUCUGUCCGCCUACUGAAGCAGGAAAACCCGCACCCUUCAGCACCUUACUCAUUCUCCAAAAGUUCCUCCGUGCAAAUGAAGGACAAGUCAACAAAGCCAGCGAUCAACUCCUCAAAGCACUAAAAUGGCGCAAGGAAUUCAAGCCCCGCGAAGUCAUGAAACAAGUAUUCGACAAGACCAAAUUCAAAGGCCUGGGCUACGUUACAAAACUAGUCUUUGUACCUGAAAGCCCAAACGACAUUGACAUUGCCACCUUCAACAUCUACGGUGCUGUCAAGGAUACCAAACACACCUUUGGAAAUCUAGACGAAUUCAUCCGCUGGCGUGUCGCAUUGAUGGAACUAACCCUUCAAUCCCUAAACCUCUCCAAAACAACCACCCCAAUCCCCGACCAUGCAAAAGGCACAGACCCUCACCUCGCCAUCCAAAUCCACGAUUACCUCUCAAUCUCCUUUCUCCGCCAACCAGCCGAAGUAAAAGCCUGCUCUCAAAAGGCUAUUCAACUCUUCUCUGCUUACUAUCCGGAAACUCUGUCCAAAAAGUACUUUGUCAAUGUUCCUAGGGUCAUGCAGUGGAUGUUUGGGGCUAUGCAGAUGUUUAUGGCCAAGGAGACUUUGGCUAAAAUGCAGUGGAUGAGUUAUGGUGAGGAGUUGCAUGGGUUUUUGGGGAGCUCGGUGCCGAGGCAGUAUGGUGGGCAGGGGUCGGAUUUGGAGGAGACGAGUGUUACGCCUUUAUAUGAGGAGACUUCUUUGGGCGAGGAGCAGGGCAAGGGAGAUGCUGCUGCUGAUCCAAGCGCUGCUGCCACUGCAAAGGAGAUGGCUGUCUGAUGUCGGCCAUGACCGCCGUUCUCUGCUGUCAUUUUCUCUUAUCGUUCUGCCGUUCCAGAUACAUCUUGCUUCUCCUUACCCUAUGCUGGCCUCAAAUAAUGACAAUGCUACUCGUGUUUUCCAAGAACGUA
Messenger RNA from Aureobasidium subglaciale EXF-2481, 1084 nucleotides. RefSeq lists its product as uncharacterized. Gene Ontology annotation, cellular component: cortical endoplasmic reticulum; plasma membrane; cytosol. The record is from RefSeq and is a predicted model, not a curated record. The transcript is spliced from 4 exons. Gene Ontology annotation, biological process: Golgi to plasma membrane protein transport; regulation of exocytosis. NCBI's taxonomy places the organism in Eukaryota, Fungi, Ascomycota, Dothideomycetes, Dothideales, Saccotheciaceae. Gene Ontology annotation, molecular function: phosphatidylinositol transfer activity. The coding region runs from base 63 to 953 and encodes 296 amino acids.